CGACAAAAUAAUAACCACCAAACUAACGACACCAGUGAUGAAAUAAGAGCCACCACCGAAUUCGACGACAUCAGUGACAAAAUAAUAACCACCGAAUUAAAUGACACUAAUGAUGAAAUAAUAACCACCAAACUCGACGACACCACCACCACUGAAUUUGACGACACUAGCGACGAAAUAACAACCACCAAACUCGAUGACACCAACAACGAAAUAAUAACCACUGAAUUCGAUGACACCAGUGAUGAAAUAAUAACCACCAAAUUCGACGACACCAGUGAUGAAAUAAUAAUCACUGAAUUCGAUGACACCAACUCCAACGAUGAAAGCUUCAACACCAAAGAUGAUGAUUCCAAUGAUGAUGAUGCUAAAAGCUAUGGUUCUGAAAUUACACUUAUAAACAAAGAAAAAAGGCUAAAGGAAAAGAAAAGUGUGGAAGAGAAAAAGAACAAAAGCAAAGAAAAAGGUAUAAAAAAAAGGAGAGAAAAAGAAAAAGAAAAGGACAAAAGAAAAAGGAAGGGCAAAAGAAAAAGAAAGGGCGAAAGAAAAAGAAAGGGUGAAAGAAAAGAAAGGGUGAAAGAAAAAGAACAGGACGAAAGAAAAAGAAAAAGCUAA
Molecule: messenger RNA, 615 nt
Organism: Cetraspora pellucida
Lineage: Eukaryota; Fungi; Glomeromycota; Glomeromycetes; Diversisporales; Gigasporaceae
Source: the annotation of a GenBank genome assembly